Molecule: messenger RNA, 1181 nt
Organism: Drosophila suzukii
Lineage: Eukaryota; Metazoa; Arthropoda; Insecta; Diptera; Drosophilidae
Source: RefSeq, a predicted model, not a curated record
UAGCUUUGCACAUCACAAGGAAGUCUAAGCUGAUCAUCCCUAGUUUCAGAGGCCGCAGCAAAGUUCAAUAUAAUUUUGUUCUUCCCCGGAUCAAGUUCAUUACUUUCGCAAUGCCGCUAAAAUUCAACGAGGCAAUUGAAUUGCUUUUCAAAGAUCUAUCUAAGAACCCGACACCUGAACAGCAACUUUACGUGGACGAUGCAGACGAAAUAUCCGAGAAGAUAAAUCAGGAGUUUGCUAAUAUUAAUUCCAUUUUCAAGGGUACAAUCACUAACUUGAACAAGAUAUAUUUCCUCACCGAUAUUCCUAUUCCGAAAAUGAAUUGGCUUCUUUUUCUUAAAAUGCCAUUUAAGGUAGAGCCACAGGAAGUGCACAUUCCCGGUCGUGAUGAUCGCAAUGUCUUCAAUUUAAAGACAUCUGUACAUCAUCCUGCAGUUCGUAAUGGACAUGUGAUCGGUGAAGUGCUAGUCAACCUAUUCCGUUUGGAUUUGUACAGAGUUAUUGAGCGGAUUUCUAAGGUCACUUGUAAAAGUGGAAAAUCUUACAAGCUCUGUUACAAUAUGGUCACAGAUAAUGAAGACACAUUUGCAAUUGAUGUUUAUGACGCUAAGCAUGAUGAAAUAAGGAUUUGGUAUGAUUUCUUUCCAGUGUUUAGUUUCUCUGACGAUUCUGUCAGAUAUGCCAAAAUCAACAAUUUCUUCCUUCGUGAAAAGGUUUCUGAGCGAGCAAAAAAAAUGGUAACCAAAUGGCAAAUAUUGCAUUUUUUGUGGCUGCAAUUAAAGAUAUGUAAAUAUCUUCCAUCGUCCAUAAAUAUUGGUCAAAUACUCGGACCGACUUCCUUGUCUCCAGGUGGUAAUGCCGGUGAUAUUUUGCUUGAGGUUCUAGGUAUGACCAUUACAAUCGCAAAUAAUCCAGGACCCUUGAUAUGUGUUUAUGAAAAAUUGUUGCAGUUUAAGCAAUCAGACUCCGUUGAAAUGCCAGAGUUAAAGGAACUUUUUGCAUUUCUCUAAUAUUAAUGGCACAAUUGGUCGUUAAGGAAGCGAACAUUAAUAUGUUCUUCGUUACCAAAAGGAAUACAGGAUGACAAAAGAAUAUCUGUCCUAUUAUCUUUUUUAUUUACAUAUACUAAUGAUCGAAGCAAAGAAUCUUUAAAUAAAGAAGUAUUGCAUGCAUAUAAACAG